UUCUGGUCGUUUCGUACGGAUUCGGACUUGUGGUCGUAGAAGUUACUAGGAUUUCGCAUCAAGCUUGAUAUUUUCUCGACGCGGUGAUGGAUCUAGAUGGUGGAACUUACGAGCCCGGAUUUGUAGGGAUUCGUUUCUGUCAAGAAUGCAACAACAUGUUGUAUCCCAAAGAGGACAAAGAGAACCGCAUUCUUCUUUACGCUUGUAGGAACUGUGACUACCAACAGGAAGCAGACAACAGCUGUAUCUAUGUCAACAAGAUCACGCACGAAGUCGAUGAGCUGACCCAGAUCAUUGCUGACGUGUCACAGGACCCCACGCUUCCCCGCACAGAGGACCACCCAUGUCCCAAGUGUGGCCACAAGGAGGCAGUGUUUUUCCAGUCUCACAGCAUGAAAGCAGAGGAUGCCAUGCGGCUUUACUACGUCUGCACUGCUCCUCACUGCGGACACCGCUGGACCGAGUGAGGAGGAGGAUGAUGAUGAUGAUGAGGAUGAGCUGGUAGAGCCAUAAAUGGCAGCCUCAGCAAGCUCCCACCACAGCUCUCCGUGGGCUCCCUCCACCUGGCGGUCACCUGCUCAGCUCAACCCUUCACAACAGACAUUUCUUGAGGCUCUGUAGAUUGGCUUUGACUGUCUGGGACAGCCUCUGAGUGUGUAGACCCUACUGAAGUGGGGGUGUGCCUCUGAAGCUGCGUGGAGCUGUGUAGAACCAAUAAUGGUCACAAGGGGAAGUGGCACACACGCAUCUGCCCACACCAUUAUAUGUUAAUGUUUUGUGUCUAAGAAUUUUUAUUUUUAAUUGGUUGAUAUUUUUUAGAAAUGUGUCAGGAAUAA
Megalops cyprinoides (Indo-Pacific tarpon) is the source of this 836-nucleotide messenger RNA. It is a transcript of the gene polr2i, whose product is annotated as RNA polymerase II subunit I. Gene Ontology annotation, biological process: transcription initiation at RNA polymerase II promoter; DNA-templated transcription; transcription-coupled nucleotide-excision repair. The transcript is spliced from 6 exons. The record is from RefSeq and is a predicted model, not a curated record. Gene Ontology annotation, molecular function: zinc ion binding; DNA-directed RNA polymerase activity; nucleic acid binding. The coding region runs from base 87 to 467 and encodes 126 amino acids. Lineage: Eukaryota; Metazoa; Chordata; Actinopteri; Elopiformes; Megalopidae. Gene Ontology annotation, cellular component: RNA polymerase II, core complex.